GCCGUGGUAUUAUUCCUCGAGUGCCAAGGUGGAAACGGAUACCGCCGGCUUCUUCCUUCCCUUCCCUUCCUUCCUUCUUUCCUUGGUUGGUUGCUGCUGGCUCUCCGUCACUUCCAAAGACCAAAGGGGGGAGAAAUCCGGACCGGAGGAGGAGGGAAAGGGGGGAAAUAUUUGGAAAUCUGCGAGCCCUAAUUUCUGGCUGAUUUAGUCGGGCGGAGCGCGGAAUCGGGCCGCGGAUCCGGUGGUUGGGGGGCGUGCGCGGGGCGAGAUCUAUGCGCGGUGGCGGAGGAGGAGGAGGGAGGGGAGUAGACUGAGCGGGAGCAAUGGCGGAGGUGCCGGGGUCGUCGACCGCGGCCGCCGUGCUGGCGGUGGUGAUGCUCGUCGUCGUGCCGGCCAUGGCGCUGCUGGUGCGGCGGAGCCUGCGGCAAGCCGCGGCGAGGAGGGAGGAGGUGCGGCGCCGCGCGCGGCUCGCGGCGGAGGAGUCCGAGCUGGCGGAGCGGGAGUCGGUGCGCGCCUACUACGCGGAGCUGUUCCCGGGAGUGGUGCACGCGGCGGAGGUGCCGGAGGCGCCGAUGUGGACCCCGCAGCCGGUGGCUCCGGCGCAUGAGGAGCCGGAGGUUGUGGCGGAGACGCAGCAGCAGCCCCAGCCGCCGGUGGGGGUCUGCGCGGUAUGCUUCAAGCCGACCACGUUUAGGUGCAAGCAGUGCAAGGCCGUCAAGUACUGUUCCUUCAAAUGCCAGAUAGCCCACUGGAGACAAGGUCAUAAAGAUGAAUGCCAUCCACCAAGUGUCAAUGCUAGGCCAGAUGAUGCAGCUGAAAUUUCUGUUGCAAAAGAAGGAAAAGCUGAACAGGGUGGAGCUUCUGAAGAAACUGAUAUCAACAUGCCAGUUGCUGUUGGGUCAGAAACUUCUAGUGCAAACCAUACUUUGAGGAGCUUAAAUGAUAAAAGGAAAGAUAUGCCUUUCAAGGAGGUACCUGCUACCACUGAGGUUCCUGAAAAUGGCCAUUCUGACAGUGUGGUCAAACUUCGUCAAAGUACCCCUCAAGUAGCAUCUCUUGACAGUAAAAAGACGGAAUCAAAUAUCAAGCCUACAAAUUUUGUUGAGAAUGGCUCUUACAAGGACUUAGAUGAGGUGUUGAUUUACAAAUCUCAAGCUUCUGCGCCGAAGAUGAGCGGCCAUAGCAGUUAUAUAAAUGAAGAUUUGUCAGUUCAUUCCAAAGAACAUGGUAAAGCUCGGGAUGCUGAUGUUGGUGUGGAUUACUCUCAGGCCAGUCGUGCUAGAAAACCUGCAGACAUGAACAAUUCUCAAGCUGCUGCAACUGUUGCCAUGGCACCCAAAAGUUCUAGGGCUUCUCUUCGUGUGGAAGUUGAAGAGUCAAAAAUAAAAGUCACUUGUACUGACAACAUCGAAAGCUCAAAAUGUGUGCCAUCGGUCUUAGCUGCUAAUAAAGUUUCUUCCAUUCGUGAUGUCUGUUCUGUAACACCUAAUCCAUCAAAAAGGGCUGAUAAUCCAUCAGAGAGGGCAGGUUCAACUGCAAAUAGCCUUGCGUCGUCUCUGAAGAAAAUUGUCAGGCAACAAACUGCUUCCAAAGUUGUGAGGCAUUAUCCAUCAGAAUUGACACUUUUUCCAUAUGAACUUUUCAUCAAGCUCUAUGACAAGGUUGAAUUGCGCCCUUUUGGUCUUCAUAACCUUGGCAAUAGUUGCUAUGCAAAUGCUGUUCUUCAGUGCUUGAUGUUUACUCGGCCUCUUACAGCAUAUUUUUUAGGAGGGCUUCAUUCAAAAAAUUGCUCCAAUAAGGAAUGGUGUUUCAUGUGUGAAUUUGAAAAACUUGUUGUGGAGGGCAAACACGGCAAGACUGCUUUGUCACCAACUGGGAUACUCUCCCAUUUGCACGAGAUUGGAAGUAGCUUUGGCCCUGGUAAACAAGAAGAUGCUCAUGAAUUUCUUCGGCACUCCAUUGAUGCUAUGCAAUCUGUAUGCAUGAAGGAAGCCAGAAAAAGCGGUGCUCAUCGUUUAGCAGAAGAAACCACACUUGUGCAAUUGAUAUUCGGGGGUUAUCUGCGAUCUAAGAUAAAAUGCACAAGGUGCCAUGGUAGUUCCGAGCAAUCUGAGCGUAUGUUGGAUCUUACUGUUGAAAUAGAUGGCGACAUCAGUUCGCUCGAAGAAGCACUUCAGCGAUUUACAUCUACAGAAGUCUUGGAUGGAAAUAAUAGAUACCAAUGCACUAGAUGCAAAUCGUACGAGCGUGCUAAGAAGAAGUUGACAAUAUCAGAAGCACCAAAUGUCCUGACAAUUGCAUUGAAAAGAUAUCAGUCUGGCAAGUUCGGGAAGAUCAGCAAAGCCAUCAGAUUCCCAGAGACCCUGAACUUGUCUAGCUACAUGAGCACAACUGAUGACAAUUCACCUGUUUACAGCCUAUAUGGAGUGGUUGUCCAUCAUGAUGUUAUGAAUGCUGCCUUUUCUGGUCAUUAUGUAUGUUACGUCAAGGACACACAUGGGAAGUGGUACAAGACAGAUGACAGUCAGGUCAAAUCGGUGUCCCUGGAAAAUGUCAUGUCGAAGUGUGCAUACAUGCUGCUCUAUGCAAGGUGUUCACCAAGGGCGCCAAGCUCUGUGCGACAUGCGAUAAUGGUUCAAGACCCUGCACGUGCGAAGAAGACAAGGCAUAAGCAAGGACCUAUACCAGAUCACAUUACUGAUAACCUUACUGGUACAUUUGACGAAUUUGGAGAGUCACCAUAUCCACCGGCAGAAUCUCCAAGUCCAAGUGAGAGUUCAUCGCUGUUCAGCAACUCUGAUGCUGGGUCACACAGCACAGUGAGCACAGAUAGCAGUGAAAGCACAAGGAAUUCAACCAGCACUGAUGAGUAUGAACAGUACUUAUUUGGGACUCCAGAUCAAAUUUACCAGGGAGGGUCUGCAGCAGCACACGACGAGACAGACUAUACAACAUAUUCCCGGUCGAGAUCUACCUUGGGCACCAGCUCAUCUGGCCGGGAGGCGGAUCAUGCAGGCAGUGCCGAGAGAUUUAUUGAGCAGGGUACCAGAGGUGGCUGGUUCGAGGGUGGUGAGAGCUCGUCCUACUUGUACACUGACCGAAGUAAACAACAGUCGAGUAGUAAGUUAACAGAACAAUAUAGGCAGUUAGGUACGGAGCAUGACCCUGGAGAAGUCAGGGGCAGUGUUUUAUCGAGAAGAUCGGCUAGGGAAAGGACCGCCCAAACAUUUUAUUGAUACAGAGGGUUUGGGUUGUAGAGAAAUAAUGUAGCAUCUGUUAAUUAUCUCGUUGCGAUGAAAAUAUGAAAAAGUGCAGUCCCUAGAGAUGAAAGAAA
Brachypodium distachyon (stiff brome) is the source of this 3334-nucleotide messenger RNA. RefSeq names its product ubiquitin carboxyl-terminal hydrolase 19. Gene Ontology annotation, biological process: protein deubiquitination. The record is from RefSeq and is a predicted model, not a curated record. Bases 324 to 3236 code for a protein of 970 amino acids. NCBI's taxonomy places the organism in Eukaryota, Viridiplantae, Streptophyta, Magnoliopsida, Poales, Poaceae. Gene Ontology annotation, cellular component: cytosol; nucleus. The transcript is spliced from 11 exons. Gene Ontology annotation, molecular function: cysteine-type deubiquitinase activity; cysteine-type endopeptidase activity.